This is a messenger RNA of Mercurialis annua (annual mercury), 1877 nucleotides long. Its product is annotated as DELLA protein GAI1-like. Gene Ontology annotation, biological process: regulation of DNA-templated transcription. Gene Ontology annotation, cellular component: nucleus. The record is from RefSeq and is a predicted model, not a curated record. Gene Ontology annotation, molecular function: sequence-specific DNA binding; DNA-binding transcription factor activity. The transcript has a single exon. NCBI's taxonomy places the organism in Eukaryota, Viridiplantae, Streptophyta, Magnoliopsida, Malpighiales, Euphorbiaceae. Bases 470 to 1798 code for a protein of 442 amino acids.
UUUCUGAAUUAUAUGUUGCCAAAAAGUUACAUCAGUGAUCUUCUUUGUACUAAUGUAUAAAGAACAUUGGUAUUUAAAUAUUCUAUGGAACAUUUGGACAAAACCAUGAAAUUUUUCCAAGUCCCUUAUAUUAUCCUAUAUGCUAUCCUAAUUCAUAGUAGGAAGCAGACAAAAUUUAACUGGCCUAAUGUACUUCCCUGUCGCGAACUGUUUGUUCGGGUGCUUGAUUCUCUAGAUUUGCCGGUUGAUACUCUUAGGAAGUUUUUUAAUUUAAUUCUUAUACUCUAAUAGUUCUUAUAUAUUAGCAGAACAGCAUAAGCUAUAAAUCUAAGCUGUUCGCUAAUCACUAUUUUCUUAUAUCUCAUAGCUGAUAUCCUCAAGAAUUCAAAAGUAAUGUGGUUUUCUGAUAUAUAUCUAAGCUUUUCUAUAAAAAGGAUAUGAGAACCGAGUUGAUGUGUUUGAAAAAAUUAUGGCCCGUGUUCAUCGGUUAUCGACCCAUGAAAUUGUGAGGAUAUCUAAAGCAUGGGUGAGUGAAAUUUCAUCUGAAAAGCUUACUGACCUCUCAACAAUUCAACAUUUCUUUAAUUCAUCUCAGUUUGGUCUUUCUGCGGAGGAGAUUAAAGAUACCGAACUUGUACUUCUUCUUCUAGCUUCUGCUCACAAGACAGGCAACAAACAAUUUGAUGAUGCAAGCAAAGGACUCAACUUAUGUGAUUUCUUGUCUUCUGAUAAAGGAAAUUCAGUUCAAAGAGUUGUUCAUUAUUUUGCUAAAGCUCUUCAACAGAAGAUUGCUCGAGAAACUCGGACAGUCUUGUCGGACGAAUCUGAAAGCAGUGAAAACAAUCCUUUGUGUCCUGCAGAAAUAAGAAUGGGUGCUGAUCCUGCUCUCAUUUCAUGCUGCUUACAGCUUCCGUGUCUUCAAGCGGUUCAUUUUGCUGCAAUCCAAGCAGUAAUCGACAGUUUAGAGUCCGCAAAAACAGUACAUUUCAUUGAUCUUGGAAUCAAAACUGGCUCACACUGCACGAUUUUGAUGCAAGCUCUUGCAAAUCGACAAUCAUGCGCGAUUGAGCUUUUAAAGAUAUCUGGUGUAGGAAUAACAGCAUCUAGACAAAGAAUUGAAGAUGCAGGUAAACGUUUAGCCUCUUUUGCUCAAACUCUACAUAUACCCUUUUCAUUCAGAACUGCCAUAGUUGCGAACAUUAAAGAUCUCAAAGUCGAUAUGUUCGAAAUAAACGAUGGUGAAACUGUUGCUAUAUUUCUGCCAGGUAUCCUGAGAUUCAUAAAAGCACAAAAGGGUGCCUUACAGAGUCUAUUAAGAGUGUUAAGAAAGUUAAAUCCAUGUGUAAUGGUGAUUAUUGAGGCUGAAUUGAAUCACAAUUCGCCAUGGUUUAUAGACCAAUUUCAUGAAUUGUUGCUUUUUUAUAGCGCGUGUUAUGAUGGUGUUGAAGGCUGUAUUGCUCAGUGUGAUCCAAACAGAAUAACAAUAGAAGCAUGUCUGGGACAGGAGAUUAGAGAUGUUGUUGCUGUUAAAGCUGAAGAAAGAAUUUUUAAGCACAUGAAGAUCGACGAAUGGAGAGAUUACUUUAUCAGAUUCGGAAUGGAAGAAGCUGAAAUUAGCAUGUCAUCGUUCUAUCAAGCAGAAUUGUUGGUGAAAAGUUCUGCUUCUGGAAAAUCUUGUUUGCUUGUUAAACACGGAAAAUGUCUUCUUACAGGUUGGAAGGGAACUCCAAUUUUUUCACUUUCAGCUUGGAAGUUUCAACAAAAGUAUUCAAAGAAAAUUUGUGCCGAGGAGUCUUAAUGUUAUAAUAAUUUUACUGUACUUUGUUGAUACUUUUAUCGCAUAGUUCAAUAAAUUUCUGUUCAGUUCUUGCUCUAAA